AUGGAGAGGGGUGCUCUCGUGGCAAAAGCUGCAUGUUUGCUAGGGAUUGCACUCAGCAUUGAACUGAUGGUGGAUUAUGUUGAUAUGGAAUGUUCUCUUGACCAUGUAAAACCAAUUGGGAGUUUCUGGUUGUGGGGGGGGGGGGGGGGGGGGGGGGGCGGGGGGGGGGGGGGGGGGGGGGGGGGGGGGGGGGGGGGGGGGGGGGGGGGGGGGGGGGGGGGGGGGGGGGGGGGGGGGGGGGGGGGGGGGGGGGGGGGGGGGGGGGGGGGGGGGGGGGGGGGGGGGGGGGGGGGGGGGGGGGGGGGGGGGGGGGGGGGGGGGGGGGGGGGGGGGGGGGGGGGGGGGGGGGGGGGGGGGGGGGGGGGGGGGGGGGGGGGGGGGGGGGGGGGGGGGGGGGGGGGGGGGGGGGGGGGGGGGGGGGGGGGGGGGGGGGGGGGGGGGGGGGGGGGGGGGGGGGGGGGGGGGGGGGGGGGGGGGGGGGGGGGGGGGGGGGGGGGGGCCGGCGCCCCCCCGCCCGGCCCGGGGCGGGGGGGGGGGGGGGGGGGGGGGGGGGGGGGGGGGGGGGGCCCCCCCCGCCGGGGCGGGGGGGGGGGGGGGGGGGGGGGGGGGGGGGGGGGGGGGGGGGGGGGGGCGCCCCCCCGCCCGGCGGGGGGGGGGGGCGGGGCGGGGGGGGGGGCGGGGGGGGGGGGGGGGGGGGGGGGGGGGGGGGGGGGGGGGGGGGGGGGGGGGGGGGGGGGGGGGGGGGGGGGGGGGGGGGGGGGGGGGGGGGGGGGGGGGGGGGGGGGGGGGGGGGGGGGGGGGGGGGGGGGGGGGGGGGGGGGGGGGGGGGGGGGGGGGGGGGGGGGGGGGGGGGGGGGGGGGGGGGGGGGGGGGGGGGGGGGGGGGGGGGGGGGGGGGGGGGGGGGGGGGGGGGGGGGGGGGGGGGGGGGGGGGGGGGGGGGGGGGGGGGGGGGGGGGGGGGGGGGGGGGGGGGCGGGGGCGGGGGGGGGGGGGGGGGGGUUACCUGUGCUGGUGCGGCGGCGGUACUCGAAAUAG
Lolium perenne is the source of this 1035-nucleotide messenger RNA. Lineage: Eukaryota; Viridiplantae; Streptophyta; Magnoliopsida; Poales; Poaceae. The record is from RefSeq and is a predicted model, not a curated record.